Messenger RNA from Diospyros lotus (date-plum), 2025 nucleotides. Its product is annotated as transcription factor TCP7. Gene Ontology annotation, cellular component: nucleus. Gene Ontology annotation, biological process: regulation of circadian rhythm. The record is from RefSeq and is a predicted model, not a curated record. Lineage: Eukaryota; Viridiplantae; Streptophyta; Magnoliopsida; Ericales; Ebenaceae. The transcript has a single exon. The coding region runs from base 252 to 1022 and encodes 256 amino acids. Gene Ontology annotation, molecular function: DNA-binding transcription factor activity; sequence-specific DNA binding.
GCUCCUGCCCCUCAAUCAUUAGCCUUCUCUCUCUCUCUCUCUCCCUCCCUCUCUCUUUCUCUCUCUCUGCUCUAAGACACAACACUUCUCCGCUGCCCUUUGAUUCUUCUUCUUUCUUACUCACUCUUCAAUUCAAUACUUCCAUUUCAUACUCUCUAUCUCUCUCUCUAUCUCUAAUAAGGGAACCAGAAGAAGAAGACGAAGAAGAAGAAGAAGAAGAAGACGACGACAACGACGACUUGAUCAUACUCAUGUCAACUUCUGACGGAGGAGCAGCCGCCGCUAACGGCGUCAGUAACGGCGCAAUCAUGGAGCACCAGCAACAGCUGACGCCGGCUAAUGGCGCCCUCUCUGUCAAGAAGCCUCCCUCCAAGGAUCGUCACAGCAAGGUAGACGGACGCGGCCGCCGAAUCCGAAUGCCCAUCAUCUGCGCCGCCAGGGUUUUCCAGCUGACCCGCGAGCUGGGCCACAAGUCCGACGGCCAGACCAUCGAGUGGCUCCUCCGCCAGGCCGAGCCCUCCAUCAUCGCCGCCACCGGCACAGGCACCACUCCCGCCAGCUUCUCUACCGUCUCCGUCUCCGUCCGCAACUCCUCCAACUCCUCCAUCUCCGCUGCCCUCGACCACAAGCCCUCCCAGCAGCCCCUCCUCACCCCUACGCCCUUUAUCCUCGGCAAACGCCUCCGCUCCGACGACGAUUCCGUCGACGCCGGCUCCGCCAAGGACGACGUCGUCUCCGCCGCCGCCGCCGGCGGAUUCUGGGCCUUGCCUGCUCGGCCGGACUUCGGCCAGGUAUGGAGCUUUGCCGCCGCGGCGCCUCCUGAAAUGGUGGUCCCUACCCCGGCCAUGGCGUCGCAGUCCUCGAUUUCCGGGAGGUACGUCCAUCAACAAGCUAUGGGCGAGGCCUCGGCGGCUAGGGUUGGAAAUUACCUCCCAAUUUCUCAGGGACAUCUGAAUUUGCUGGCCUCCUUGUCCGGCGCGCCCCCGGCUUCUUCGGGGCGGAGAGAAGAAGAUCCCCGCUGAACUUCUCUUCGACUGCAUGCUCUGUUUCCGUAUCUCAAUCUAUAUAUAUAUAUAUGUAUGUCGUUUAUUUUGUGUGUCUGAAGAUGAGAAAAAUUAUUAGUGAUCUAGGGUUAGGGUUUUAGGAUUCAGUGAGUGCUCUGCGGUAAGAAUUAGGGUUUGUGCAAUUUGAUGACCUAUUUGAUUAGGGUUCCAUCACUUUGUCUCAUUGCAUUCUCAUACCAUGGUUUUAGCCUUCGUUUCUUAAGUUUUGGGUCUUGUUGGAGGAGAGAGUCGGAGAUAAUGGUGCAUUCCUGAUUGAAUUUGGAAGGAGUGUCCAGAAAUUGACGCAAAUUCACACUGGUUUUCGGGACAAGCCAUGAAAUCCAGUUUAUUUUAGAAGCUAGGGCAUCUUGUGGACUUGUCAACCAAAGUUCCAUGGACAUUUGCUCCCCGUUCCUGGUAGAAACCGCGGUGGUUUCUUCUGAAUUCAGUUUGUGGAUUGUGGAAAUGUUUCUGAGUUGGGUUUGAAGAAUUGGUGAAGUAUCCAAUUUUUUUGCUGUAGAAGCAUGCUGUGUCUAUGCAAGGCGGUGUUUUAAGUUGGUCGUCACAACUACUAAGAUGCCGGCAAUGGAAAUUGGUGUUGCAGGUUUUGUUCUUGAGUUCAUCUACCAGUUCUUUGUGAUGAUGAUAGAUAUUGGACUUGUGUGCUGCUGCAAGUUCUGGGUGUUUGGCAGAGGCCAUAAUUGGUGAUUUUGUGGUUCGAUGAUGGUUUCGCUGCUUUGGCCGAUUGUUUCUUGUUCUCUCUUCCACUUUCACUGUCCGAAUGAUCAAGCACUCUCAAAGAGGCUGCCAACAUGAACAGAAAUUGCUCUGGUUCUUCUCUGAUCUAUGCUUGAAUUUUUAUGGGUAUUUAUCAUAGGCAUUUCUUAAAUUUGUCAGCGUGAAAAUAAUGUGUUCCCUUGUAUGUAAGUGGAUUGUUUUUGGGUGACUAUGUGUGAAUAAAAAAACCCAUCUGCUUCCUCUA